GUGGGUGGGGCCGCACAUCUGGGCGGGGCGGGGCGGGGCAGCCGGGCAGUGACUCCGGCGGGGCCGGCGUGGAGCAUCCCAGAGCCGGUGCGAGCGGCGCCCGAGCCGAGUCAGGACCAUGCCCAAGUGCCCCCGCUGCCAGAAGGAGGUCUACUUCGCGGAGAAGGUGACUUCUCUGGGGAAGGACUGGCACCGGCCCUGCUUGAGAUGCGAGAAGUGUAACAAGACCCUGACGUCUGGUGGCCAUGCAGAGCACGACGGCAAACCAUACUGCAACCACCCCUGCUAUGCCGCCUUGUUCGGGCCCAAAGGGUUUGGCCGGGGAGGAGCCGAGAGCCACACGUUCAAAUAAACCUCAGGUCUGGCGGUUCCCAACACAGCCUGAAGACAGCACCAACGCACGGCAACAGACAUGCAUUUUUGUUUUUAAUUCACUGUGUACUAGACUAGCACAUUCAAAGCAAUAAGUAACCAAGGCUGGGGCUGGUGCGGAGAGGGGCUCUGCUCCAGAUGGAGCGCUGCCGGAGUGGGGGCGUUGAGACGCCCUGCUGGAUAGGAAAUUUGGCCAGUAUCGCUGGAGAACGCCUGGAGAAAAGACCGCACCCUUCCAGCCAAAACCCAGCCCUGCUUUUGGCACCCGGUUCUUGUGGCUGGGCCCACAGUUGUAUUCUCAGUCUUUAAUAAAGCCAGACUGAGAGAAGCUUCA
Columba livia (rock pigeon) is the source of this 706-nucleotide messenger RNA. RefSeq names its product cysteine rich protein 1 (gene CRIP1). Gene Ontology annotation, molecular function: zinc ion binding. Gene Ontology annotation, biological process: intrinsic apoptotic signaling pathway in response to DNA damage; regulation of gene expression. The record is from RefSeq and is a predicted model, not a curated record. Lineage: Eukaryota; Metazoa; Chordata; Aves; Columbiformes; Columbidae. The transcript has 5 exons. The coding region runs from base 119 to 352 and encodes 77 amino acids.